Messenger RNA from Lampris incognitus (smalleye Pacific opah), 3641 nucleotides. RefSeq names its product R3H domain containing 4 (gene r3hdm4). The transcript has 8 exons. Lineage: Eukaryota; Metazoa; Chordata; Actinopteri; Lampriformes; Lampridae. Gene Ontology annotation, molecular function: nucleic acid binding. The record is from RefSeq and is a predicted model, not a curated record. Bases 158 to 925 code for a protein of 255 amino acids.
UUGAGUUAGCUAGCCGAGGCUAGCUGGGAGCUAUCCCACUGCUAAUGUAGAAGAAAGACUCGCUUUAGCUUUACUUUUAUUUUUCCGCGUCAGGUGCAUUUAGCUUUUCCGCAGUCAGGAAAUCAGGGGCUUCCCGUUUGUUUUUCCACGCAAUAAGAUGGUUGUUUUGACAAAUAACAAUGAAGAACAGGAUUUUAUCCUGAUAGAGGAGCGCAAGUGCACCUCCCUACCCAGCUCCCCUGCCAAGCGAGUGUCUCCCACCAAGAAGAAGCAGUUCUUCAUCAACCAAGCCAUCCGCAACUCUGACCUCACCCCCCGAGCCAAAGGCAAAAAGAGCCUCCGUCGGCAGGAAAACACGCGUUACCUUGCCAACCUUCUUGAGAAAGAUGAGUGCUCCAAAGAUGAACUGGAAGUGUGCAGUAGCCCUGCCAUCCCAUCCAUAUUCACUGAGGCCUGCACCAAUGACAACUAUGUGGAGCCAUGGAAUGAUUUCAUGAAUCGUUCAGGUGAGGAACAAGAGAAACUGCUGGCCCUGCUGGAGAAGGAGGCCAGAAACAAAACCAGCAACCAGCUCCUCAUGGACCAGAGGAAUGUAAAUCCAGCCUUCAGUGCUCUGGACUGCUUUAAGAGAAUCGAUCGAAGGCUACGUGCUACUCUGAGACGAAAACAGUUCCCUAUGGGGACUCUGGAAGUGCUUGAAGAGAGUCUAAUAAGUUUCUUCAACAGUCAGCCUCACUCAGUCUACACCACCCACCUCAGCAGCAGCUUUGAGAGGCUGCUGCUCCAUGCCAUCUGUCAGUAUAUGGCCCUUGUCUCUGCAAGCGCUGACUACAAGGGCAUCCGUCGGACGGAAGUAGUGAACAAACAGGAGGAGUUCCUGCCCCCCAGCCUAUUGCUCUCUGCCUACCUGGAACGGUUAAGCUGAGAGGAGGAUACUGCCAAACAAGUGGGGGAAAGGGGUGGGGUCCAUUUUCACUGACUUUCCUGACAGGUACAAAUACACGAAAGAUCUGUAAGCUGUAGAUAGAUGUACAGUCUAAGUUUUAUUAACACUAGAACAACCUAGGCCCUCAUUUUGACGGUUUUUGAUUUUCAAAGUUUAAUAACUUUGUGAAAAAAAGGUACAGACCUGCCACUCCCUGAAUGCUCCUAAAAUUGCAUUAAAAUAGAUCAAUUGCACAAAAAAAAGUUAUGGAAAGAUCUACCUAAAACAACCAUGAGCCGCCAAAAAGACUGCUCGUAAUUUGCAUGUCAUCGUGCGCGUCAUGUUGCUAUUUAUGACGUGUGUUGGUCGUGUCAUUUCCUUCGUGAAGUUCAUUGAUCUGUCCUAGAAACACAUUAGCAUUCUCCAGUGCAGAGUAAUAGUCUAAACUGGAUUUUUGAUUAUUGCCAACAUGUCUGGUUACAGAUAUCGUUCCAGACGCACCAUGACUACCACCGAGGCAUUGCAGUAUUUACAGCUGUUGGACACCAGCCAUUUUAAAUAGUUUGAAAAAUAGAAUUAAAAGUUGUUAAAAUUUUAAUUUUGGUGUCAAUCGUUUCUUAACAGACAUACAAACAUAUGCAAUGCAUUAAUAUCUCAUUUGGGUAUUUAUCUUGACAGAAUAUAGAGUUUAAAAACUGUGGCGGUCAUUUUGACCGCCCACGGUCAUUCAAGUAGUUUUUACAUUUUGGUCAUUGUUUGGGACUGUUUCAGUGGUUAUUUUCGGUUCUUUUUUUACAUUUCACGUUUUAUAGACCUUGUUACGUUUGUUAGAUUAGCAAUAUGCGUUUUCUGUUUUGUUUUUCAGGUAAUAUCUUCACUUUUUCAAUUUUGCUAUUCAAGUUCGACCAUGUCUCUCUGAAGUUAAAAUUGUUUAAAAAUAGUAUUAUAGUUGUUGAAAUAUUAACUGCUUCUUCUUGGUGGGAGACACUCGCUUGGCAGGGGAGCUGGGUAGGGAGGUGUACUUGCGCUCCUAACAGACAUACUAACAUAUGCAAUGCAUUAAUAUCUCAAUUGGGUCGUUAACUUGACAGAAUAUAGAGUUUAAAAACUGGUGGUCAUUUUGACCAUCCAUGGUUGUUUUAGGUAGGAGUGAAAUCCCGGUUGUUCUAGUGUUAAAGUAUAUCAAUGUACUGAACUGCCUGGAGCAACACAAUAUGCCAAAUGGAGCGUCCUCUGUUUUUGCUGAUAAAGAUAAGAAAGCGUGCUAGGUGCUGAGAUGAGAGUGAUGUACGCUGUGGAGCUGGCCUUGCGUCACUUCACAAAAGAUUAGUUCAUCAGGGCGAUGUAAAACAAAGUUGUGGUGAGAUGCAGCGCAUGAAUAGGACAAAUAUCUGCACAGACUCAGUUGCUCACCAUUUUGUUUGUAAAUGUAUGUUGUCUUGUCAAGGGGAUGAAAAAAAAGCUGGCUUACAUUUGGACAGUUAAAUAAUCCAUUGCUUAUUGUCUCUGUGGGUUUUUAAAAUGAACUGUGUCUUCAGGUAUGAUUUUGCAUGAAGAUUUUCUCAUUUCUUUUAACGUACUUGCACAUUAUGUGCCAUUUUUCUCUCUUGCAUCUCAUUCAAAGAUGCAGAAAAUGUUGCUUCAAAAACGCUUAAAACAGUGAUCUACUUAAUCCAAAGUUUUCAAGAUUGCUUUUCAAUUCUUUUUUUUUUAAUGUAAUAAUGCAUUUGCUGCAGCUAAUAUGACAUUUGGUCAGUUUACAUUCAAACAGAUAUUUGGUUCAGAAAUCAUGCUAAUACUGCCCAGUUGCUAAACUGGAUUUACAGGUUCUAAAACGGAAAAUGAACUAGUGAUGACAACAGCUGGGCUUUAACUCAAAGGCACUUUUCAUUACAGCUGCAACAGUGACAACCCCAGACAAGCACAUAUGCCUUAUAAAUGCCUAUAAAAAGUUUCUACAUGUUUCUGUAUUUGUACUUUUACAUUUGUACUGGCUAGCUUUUUAAAAACGUUUUAAAGUUGUUUAAAUACCUAUUUCCACAAUUUGUUUUGUACAGUCAUUAGUGGUCUGGCAAAACUUGACCUCUCUAGCAAUUUUGUCAACAGCCAAAUUUUGUGAGCUUGUGUGGAAAGCCAGUGUCUCAGGCUCUCAACUUGCCAUCCUGAAUGUUGUGAUUUCAUAGUGUCAUUAUCUGUGCAAUUUAUGCAUUCUUGAAAAGGAUUUUGUUGAUAUCCAAACCCCAGCUCCAUGGAGCACCACCAGUUUUGUUUUGUGUGGUUUUUUUUGUACAACUUUUUAACUAAAUACAUAUUUGGUAAUAGUUGCUAUGUAAAUAUUGAGCUCAGUUAAUACAUGUGUACCAAUGUUUGGACAGUAAAAUUGCAUUUCACCACCACAGAAAGCUUUACAUGCUAGUCACAUGUUUCCUCUUAUGUGUAAGGUAUUAGGGUGUGUGUCUAUAUGUAAUUACAAAAUUUCCAGAGGCUACUAGAUGAUUUGAGGGGUUUAUCCUCAUUGUGAGUCAUUUUACUGUGUAAACUGUACACAGAGCGCUGGAGGUCAUGGCUGUUGAGGCAGUUUUUAAUAAACGUCAGUUAAACUUCUCAUGGAUCUUGGUUUGUAACUUGAAGAUUUAAUGACCAAUUCAGAGUUGUGAAGAGUGGGUCAAACAGGUUUACUUUAUGUUUUACAGACGGUACCACAGAUGAUCUUGAA